Molecule: messenger RNA, 558 nt
Organism: Acanthosepion pharaonis
Lineage: Eukaryota; Metazoa; Mollusca; Cephalopoda; Sepiida; Sepiidae
Source: the annotation of a GenBank genome assembly
AUGAACUUUCAAUUAGUUUUAUUGCUUGUUUGUAAUAUCUUGUUCUUAACAAACAAAAAAAGUGAGGCUGCACUUAAGGAAGGAGAUUGUGAAGUGUGCAUCAAAGAGAUUGAUGCUUUUAUCAAAACUUUAUCACCAGAGAUGAAAUAUAAGGAAGAUGUCAUCACAGAGGAAUAUAAGAAAUUCUGUAAAAAAGCAAAAAGCAAGAGAGAGAGGCUGUGCUAUUACUUAGGAGGUUUGGAGACGUCAGCUACCAAUAUUGUAAAGCAAAUGUCAAAACCAUUGAGUUGGGGAUUGCCACCUGAAAAGAUUUGUGAAAAACUGAAAAAAUUUGAUUCACAAGUCUGUGAAUUGAAAUAUGACAAAACAAUUGACUUGGCCAAGACAAACCUCAAAAAAUUGAAAGUGAAAGACCUGAAGAAAAUUUUGUCUCAAUGGGGAGAAGAUCAAGCAUGCAAAGGAUGUGCAGAAAAAUCAGAUUUUAUUAAAGUUAUUGAAGAACUGAUGCCUGUUUAUGCACCAGAAGCAUAUGCAUCUCGGCAAAAAGCUGAAUUAUGA